Molecule: messenger RNA, 588 nt
Organism: Camelina sativa (false flax)
Lineage: Eukaryota; Viridiplantae; Streptophyta; Magnoliopsida; Brassicales; Brassicaceae
Source: RefSeq, a predicted model, not a curated record
AUGACAUUUGUCUACCUCUUAGUAUAUGUGGAUGAUAUUCUCGUAACUGGUAACAGUAAGCAAGGUAUUCAACAGACGCUAAACCUUCUUGCUGAUCGUUUUUCUGUAAAAGAUGCAGAGGACGUCAACUAUUUCCUUGGCAUCGAAGCACAUCGCACCUCAGUAUGCCUUCAUCUCUCACAGCGGAAGUACAUUCUCAACCUUCUACAUCGGUACGAUAUGUCCAAUGCCAAACCAGUAACAACACCGAUGGCGUCCUCACCCAAAAUCAACAUUCACACUUGUGUUCCUCUCUCCGACCCGACCAAAUAUCGUAAACUGGUAGGCAGUCUUCAGUACCUUGCUUUCACAAGACUGGAUAUUGCGUUUGCGGUUAACACGUUGUCGCAAUUCAUGCAUCAACCAACUGAUGCACACUGGCAAGCAGCUAAAAGAAUCCUUCGCUACCUCGCUGGAACACCAACACAUGGCAUUUUCUUCUCCGCGAAGAACACUCUAAGUCUUCACGCUUUUUUGGAUGCUGAUUGGGCUGGUGACACGGUUGACUAUGUCUCCACAAACGCUUACAUCAUCUACCUCGGAAAAUAA